Messenger RNA from Odobenus rosmarus divergens (Pacific walrus), 1083 nucleotides. RefSeq names its product hyaluronan and proteoglycan link protein 3 (gene HAPLN3). The transcript is spliced from 4 exons. Bases 1 to 1083 code for a protein of 360 amino acids. NCBI's taxonomy places the organism in Eukaryota, Metazoa, Chordata, Mammalia, Carnivora, Odobenidae. Gene Ontology annotation, biological process: cell adhesion. The record is from RefSeq and is a predicted model, not a curated record. Gene Ontology annotation, molecular function: hyaluronic acid binding.
AUGGGCCCGCUGCCCCUGGUCCUGCUGUACCUGCUGCCCUGCGUCUCGGGCCUGCCUUUCUACAAUGGCUUCUACUACUCCAACAAUCCCAACGGCUGGAACCCGGGCAAUGGCCACGGCGAAGGCGUCUUCAAUGGGGUGAAGCUGGUGGUAGAGACACCGGAGGAGACCCUGUUUUCCCACCGGGGGGCCAACGUGACCCUGCCCUGCCGCUACCACUACGAGCCGGCCCUGCUAUCCCUGAGGCCCGUGCGCGUCAAAUGGUGGAAGCUGUCAGAGAAUGGGGCCCCGGAGCAGGAUGUGCUGGUGGCCAUCGGGCUGAGGCACCGCUCCUUCGGAGACUACCGAGGCCGGGUGCGCCUGCGGCAGGACGGGGAGCGCGAAGUGUCGCUGCAGAUCCGGGACCUGCGGCUGGAGGACUCUGGGCGUUAUCGCUGUGAGGUCAUUGACGGGCUGGAGGACGAAAGUGGCCUGGUGGAGCUGGAGCUGCGGGGUGUGGUCUUUCCCUACCAGCACCCCUGGGGGCGCUACCAGCUCAACUUCCUCGAGGCCCAGCGGGCGUGUGCGGAGCAGGACGCGGUGGUGGCCUCCUUCGAGCAGUUGUUCCGGGCCUGGGAGGAGGGCCUGGACUGGUGCAACGCAGGCUGGCUGCAGGAUGCCUCGGUGCGGUACCCCAUCGCGCGCGCCCGGCAGCCCUGCGGCGGCCUGGGCCUGGCUCCCGGGGUGCGCAGCUACGGUCCCCGUCACCACCGCCUUCGCCGCUAUGAUGCCUUCUGCUUCGCUCCCGCCCUCAGGGGGCAGGUGUACUACCUGGAGCACCCUGAGAAGCUGACCCUGGCAGAGGCAAAGGAGGCCUGCCGGGAAGACGGUGCCCACAUUGCCAAGGUGGGCCAGCUCUUUGCUGCCUGGAAGUUCCGUGGCUUGGACCGCUGUGAUGCCGGCUGGCUGGCGGAUGGCAGUGCCCGGUACCCUGUGGUUCACCCGCGCCCCAACUGCGGGCCCCCGGAGCCUGGUGUCCGAAGCUUCGGCUUCCCAGACCCACAGAGCCGGGAGUACGGCGUAUACUGCUACCGUCCCCGCUAG